UGUAUCUCUCUCCAUCGCUGCCUGUGUCUCGCUCUCCUCCUCCUCUUCUGCCUCCUCCUCCUCCUCCGGCAGCUGCUGCAGCAUCGCCCCCCAGCCGGCACCCAGGACCAGCCAGAGACAUGCACUGCGCACUCCUGGUCACGCUCCUCUACAGGAUGGGGAUGCUGUUCCUCUAUCAAGGACUGCUGGUUCGGGGUGCUGAUUUUAACCAGCCAGCUGACAAUUACACAGUUUGUCAAGGGGACAAUGCAACACUAAGCUGCUACAUAGACCAGCAGGUGACGCGUGUGGCGUGGUUGAACCGCUCCAACAUCCUGUACGCCGGCAAUGACAAGUGGUCCAUCGACUCACGGGUGCAGCUGCUGACCAACAGCCCCUCAGAGUUCAGCAUCAUGAUCACCCAUGUGGACGUGUAUGACGAAGGGCUCUACACUUGCUCCUUCCAGACACAAGACAAGCCUCACACCUCGCAGGUGUACCUCAUUGUGCACGUCCCUGCUCGGAUCGUGAACAUUUCAUCAGCAGUGACCGUGAAUGAGGGAAGCAACGUGAAUCUGCUCUGCCUAGCAGUGGGGAAGCCAGAGCCGACGGUAACUUGGCGGCAGUUGAAAGAUGGGUUCACCAGUGAAGGGGAGUACCUGGAAAUCACGGAAAUCAACAGGCAGCAGGCUGGGGAGUACGAGUGCAUCACAGUCAACGGAGUCUCCACACCUGAUAGCAAGCGGGUCCUCAUCACUGUCAACUACCCUCCAACCAUCACAGAUAUAAAGGACUCACGCAUCCCGAUGGGAAAGAAUGCACUUCUGCGCUGUGAGGCCAUGGCUGUGCCACCUGCGGAAUUCCAGUGGUUCAAAGACGACAAACACAGAGUAAUUGGCGGUGUGGAUGGACUGCAGAUCCAGAAUGAGCGCACUCGUUCCAUGCUGCUCUUCAGCAACGUCACUGCUCGUCAUUAUGGGAACUACACCUGCUUGGCUUCCAACAACUUAGGCUCCUUCAAUGUCAGCUUACGGCUUAUCAGACCAGGUUCUCUGGACAACAUGGCAGUCUCCAGAAUGGAAUCUCCCCUCUUCCUGGGCCUGCUGUCAUCCGCCUUUGUGACUCUGCUGUUUAAGGUUUAGGGCGGCUGGGGAAAGGAAGCAGAAACACGGAAGGAAACAGGUGAAAGGGAAUGAAUCCAAGAGAGGGAGAGAAAGAGAGAGAAGGGGAGGCAUCUCUACUUUCUGGAAAAGAUGAAGAGAGAGAGAGAGAAAUGAAAUUUAUCAAGAACCCCAUCACUGUGAGGGAUAGAAGAAAACAAAACGAAACGGAAAAAAAUAUGCAUUUGUUUCUACAGCCAUUUAUCUUCACACUCCAUCUCAGACACUCCCAGUUGAACUUGUUAUUUAACACAAACGAAAAGACACAGGGCUCUAUAGGGUUGACUGCAGACAUUGCUCACCCCACCCCUCACCUCUGCGACUUAAAUGGAACAGCAACAUUUUCCUCCUUGGGCUGAUGGGACCUUUCGUCCUUCGAAUGCACAGACCCCGGAAUACAGAUUUCACAAAGGGUUUUGUUCUUUCUGUUAUUUUAACCUCCCUUUUUCCCCUUUGGUUCCUUCUUUCGCUGUUGUUUGGGAGAAAGGAUUUCAGCAGCUGACAACAUUUAGGAGCUUGCCUUUUAAUUAUUAUUAUUUACAAGCUGGGCUG
Molecule: messenger RNA, 1691 nt
Organism: Zootoca vivipara (common lizard)
Lineage: Eukaryota; Metazoa; Chordata; Lepidosauria; Squamata; Lacertidae
Source: RefSeq, a predicted model, not a curated record